CACAGCCCGCUGAGCCAGCAGCAGGACCAGAUCCGCCAGUGGCUCCAGACAGAAGUCCCCGUCUCCCGGUGGCAGCUGUCCACCUACAGGACCAGCUCAGAUGCCGUGCGAUCGGAGACCAAGAUGUCGUGGCCCGAUCUCAGCGAGUACCUGCUGGACCAGUACUUCGCGGCCAAACUGGCUUGGGAGAGCGAGAAGGCGCUGUUGAUCAAGAAGCUUGCAUCGACCGACCGUAACGAAGUCGAGGAACAAGCCCGUUCAAUCGCACAGCUUGGCGUUGUGCGGGAGAGAGAAAUCGCAGUGAAGUACUGGGACGCAGCCGUUAGUGGCAAUAUCAACCGCUUCAAGGAUUACAUCGUGUUCUUGGACAUUACAAUCAAUCGUUCAGCCCAUGCUUUGCAAGAUGCGAAAGACAUCCUCCGCUAAACCUCAUCUGUUUUGCUCCGGACUAGGUACAAGGUCUACCCUGUCCAGAUCUCCCCCGUCGACUGGUUCGCUUCGCUCCCCAUGUCGUUCACCCCGCAAGAUCUAUCGGAUCCCACCGAGUCUGUUGACAGCGCCGACGUCCACCCAGUGACACCUCUCGGCACUGCACCCAUUCAGAGCCUGUUUCCUGCUGUGAAGAUCGAUGCACCCAAGGGCCGGUGGGAGGAUAUUGUUCUCGAUAACAGGAUCUUCAAGGACGGCCAGUCCUUCUACAAGACGAAUCAACUACUCUCCUCUCUCAAUCCGGAUACACGACCUCUUUCAUCGUCGUGAGACACAUCGUCGUUUACGUGAAACACACGGACAUUGCGGACGACCUGAGAAACGCGGUCAAUUCGUCCUUGCCGCUGUCUUUCGCAUAUUCCAAAUACACGGACAACUUCCAGCCGCACGGAGAUGGAUUCCUCGUCAAGAUUCCCAGGCCGCAGAUCAUUGGAUACAUCGUCGAGCCGCUGCACACAACCGCCGGCACUGCGCUCGUCCCCGCUGGUUUCGCGGUCAACGUACCAGCGCCAACUGACGCCUGGCUCGUCAAGCAGGCCAAGGAGGCCCUGCAGCGUAUUGGCACGCGAUGGAUCGAGAAGAUCAAGAUUGACACGAUGCACUUCGCAUGCACCACCCCAGAUACACAUACACCGACUGGCGUGCCUGAAGUUAAGUACCAGCGUGCUGUGCAGCGGAGCAUACCUAUCGUCCAGCCGCAUUGGACCUUUGCAUGCCAAUCUGAGCGUCGAUUGGUUCCUAUUGUGCAGUUUGGACUGGGAGCACCACCACCUAACGCACUACCCUUGGCGCCCACAGUCCAUGUCUGCCGCAUCUCUCACCCAACGCUCACCCGCCAGCGCAGCCGCUGUGCGACAGUCAAUGCCACCGACGGUCCGACCGUCUCGCCCAUUGGCCAGCCUGCGACCUUCGUAGGGCAGUUGUUCAGUAAUACCCCACCACUAACAGUGCUGGUCGUCACUGUUGAAGAAGCUCAGUCGGAGGAUGAAGAAACUGACGUGGGUGAGCUGGAGGCGAAACGGGUAUUCAGCUAUCUGAAUAGCAUUACGUUGUUCUUU
Messenger RNA from Mycena citricolor, 1547 nucleotides. The record is from the annotation of a GenBank genome assembly. Lineage: Eukaryota; Fungi; Basidiomycota; Agaricomycetes; Agaricales; Mycenaceae.